CAGGACUCAACACAAGCAUAGUUAUCUAUCUUCGCGGAGUACCGAGUACUUGCAGCCACCUACUACUUCACGCAUGGGCAGAGCCUCGCAAGGCUGGCUCGCAGCCUUCCUCCCCGGAAGACCUUCCCUUUGCUGCCCCGGGGAGUCGGCAGAUGGCCGGCGAUUCCCCCACAUGCCCGCAGCCCACCAGCCCUCACCAAUCCCCUGCCACCGUGCCACAGUGCGAGCUGUUACAACUCCGAGGUCGCUGCUGUAAGACAAGUCAACAGCAGCCCAUCCCAUUGACCAAGAGGCCGACAUGUUCUAGUCCAGGAAGCCUGAUUCGACCUGCCUCAGCUUGUUCGUACCCGAUGGAGCCUCCCAAGCACACAACCGAGCCUAUGCAAUAGCAGCGCUGGGGCCAGUGCGUGCGCAGCCAUGUCCUCGUCGACGUCCAAACCCAACGAGCGCCCCUCGAGCUCAAGACAUACCCCGGCUUCUACCAUUCCCGCCCCAGAAUUCGUCCGCGACGACACAGCCAUGGCACAGACCCGUACUUCCCGCGAACUCGAGUCAGAGGGCGUCGAGCUGCGAAAACUGCACCACGCACUUCUACAGCCCGAACAUGCAGGGACAGACGAUGAAUUCUCAGAGAGUGACAGCCAUGCCGCCGAGGAUGACGAAGGAUAUGUCAAACGACGCUUGCAGAGGUCCGCAACACACUCCAAAGACUACACAGACGAGGAAGAAGCCGCUCUGGUGCGCAAGCUGGACCGCAAACUGGUCGUCUUCCUGGGCUUUCUCUACAUGCUGAGCUUCCUCGACCGCUCCAACAUUGGCAACGCUCGCAUCGCGGGGUUGGAAAAGGACCUCUCUCUGUCUUCUGCACAGUACGAUUGGCUACUCACGGCUUUUUACAUCACCUACAUUGGCUUUGAGUGGAUGAUUUUGCUGUACCGAAUCCUCCCCGCCCAUAUAUACAUACCUCUGUGUGUUCUGUCGUGGGGCCUUGUUGCGAGUCUACAAAGCCUAACCGCAUCGUUCGGCCAACUGCUUCUCCUCCGUGGCAUUCUGGGCAUCACAGAAGCCGCUUUCGGACCGGGUGUCCCUUUCUACAUGACAUACUUCUACAAGCGCUCCGAAUUGGCCUAUAGGGUUGGCCUGCAAAUCUCCGCUGCACCACUGGCGACGAGCUUCGCCGGCUCCCUGGCAUGGGUGAUUGUCAAGCUGAGCCAGAAUGGACCCAUUGCACCCUGGAGAGCAUUGUUUUUGGUUGAAGGGUUCCCGUCCAUCAUCACGGCCGUCGCCGCGUGGUAUUGGAUCCCGGACUCGCCGUCGAAGGCGCGGUAUCUGACGGCACGGGAGAGGAAAGUUGCGGUUAUGAGACUGCGAACUGAAGAAAACCAUGGUUCUCAUUCUAGCGAGUCCAUGCAUGCCUCGAGUGCAGCAUCGUUGACCCAACGGCUCAACGUCAAAGAAAUCCUCACCACGAUCCUCGACCCGAAAUCGUACCUGACAGCCCUCAUGUUCCUCAGCGUGAACGUCUCCUUCAGCUCCCUCCCCGUCUUCCUCCCCACCAUUAUAAACAGCAUGUCCUUCUCCCCUCUAGCCUCCCAGGCCUUGGCAGCUCCACCGUAUCUGUUCGCCUUCUUCUUCGUGCUCAUGGUGGCCCGAUACAGCGACAAAGUCCCGGACUCGAGAUCCUUGUUCCUCGUGGGUGUUGCUCUGCUCAGCGCCAUAUCGUAUGCCGGGAUCGCCAUCGCGGGAUACCUACACGAGUCUCUGGGAGAGGCUGGGAGCAUCACGAUCCGCUACGUCGGCGUCUACGGAGCGGCGAUGGGCCUCUUCUCCUCGGUCACGCUCAUCAUCACGUGGACGCUCAACAACCAAGCCACGGCGACGAGCAAGGGCACCGGCCUGACCAUCCUCAAUGUCAUCGGCCAAUGCGGCCCGCUGAUCGGAGUGCACUUGUUCCCCCGCAGCCAGGGCCCGUUGUACGUUCCAGGCAUGGCCGUGUGCGCCGGGUUCAUGGCCGUCGGCGUCGCCGGCCUGGCUGGGGUGUUGAGACUGGUCCUGCAGCGCGAGAACAGGAGGAAUGGGUUCGGGGAAAAGGAGCCUAGGCUAGGCGGGGAGUAUGAAAUGGUGAGUAAAGAGGACGAAGACGGCGACGAGGGCGGACGCGGAGGGGGACGAAGAGAAGGUGACGAAGACGCCCAAGAGACUUUGAUCGGCGGGGCCAGGAAGGUUGGAGGCGAGAAUUCGGGAUUUAGGUACAUGCUCUGACGACGAUUAAUGAAGGGACUAUAUUGGGAGUCAUCUUUUCUCCUGGCCCAGCGCAGGAUACAUACAGCUAGAUAAUGGGAUACUGUAUAAUGACGGAGU
Molecule: messenger RNA, 2361 nt
Organism: Cladophialophora immunda
Lineage: Eukaryota; Fungi; Ascomycota; Eurotiomycetes; Chaetothyriales; Herpotrichiellaceae
Exons: 1
Coding region: 418-2262 (614 amino acids)
Biological process (GO): transmembrane transport
Cellular component (GO): membrane
Molecular function (GO): transmembrane transporter activity
Source: RefSeq, a predicted model, not a curated record